Messenger RNA from Mobula hypostoma (lesser devil ray), 4470 nucleotides. It is a transcript of the gene sppl2b, whose product is annotated as signal peptide peptidase-like 2. The record is from RefSeq and is a predicted model, not a curated record. NCBI's taxonomy places the organism in Eukaryota, Metazoa, Chordata, Chondrichthyes, Myliobatiformes, Myliobatidae. The transcript is spliced from 16 exons. Gene Ontology annotation, cellular component: lysosomal membrane; lumenal side of endoplasmic reticulum membrane; cytoplasmic side of endoplasmic reticulum membrane. Gene Ontology annotation, molecular function: aspartic endopeptidase activity, intramembrane cleaving. The coding region runs from base 154 to 1827 and encodes 557 amino acids. Gene Ontology annotation, biological process: membrane protein proteolysis.
GCCAGUUUGCCGGCGUAGGCCCGGCUCCCGUCAACGGCUCUAGAAACCAAAAAAACAAUGAAACGUAAAUGAAAAUAAACAGACGCCCUCCGUUACCGACCCUCGCUGCUCUUGGCCCUUGGACGGUUCGAGCGGGUGCUGUCUGAGUAUGGAAUGGUCCACGUGUUGUCUGAAAAGGAGCAAGGAAAUGCAAAAGAUUACUGUAUCCAGUUCAACCCCUCCUGGGCAUAUUUACCUAUCGAUCUCAGUAAAGCGUCUCUCUUGCAGGUUCAAGACUUGACAUCUUCUGUGCUGUGCUCACCUUCAGAUGUGCCCCUACAUGGAUUUAACAACAGAAUUCCUAUGGUGAUGCGUGGAAACUGUACUUUCUAUGAUAAAGUGCGACUUGCACAAAUCAAUGGAGCCAAGGGAUUGCUCAUUGUCAGUAGAGAGAGCCUGGUGCCUCCAGGUGGAAAUGGGAGUCAGUACGAAGAGAUUGAUAUUCCAGUUGCUCUCCUAAGUUACGAUGAUAUGCUUGAUAUAUCAAAGACAUUUGGAAAAUCAGUCAAAGUGGCGAUGUAUGCCCCAAAGGAACCGUUCCUGGAUUAUAACAUGGUGGUUAUCUUUGUUAUGGCAGUUGGUACAGUAGCUAUUGGUGGCUAUUGGGCAGGAAGCAAAGAUGUAAAAAAGCGCUACAUGAAGCAAAAGCAUGAUGGAGCAGACAAACAAGAUGAUGAAACUAUUGAUGUGACACCAAUUAUGAUCUGUAUUUUCGUGGUUAUGUGCUGCUCAAUGCUGGUACUCCUUUACUACUUUUACGAUGAGCUAGUGUACAUAAUUAUAGGAAUUUUCUGCCUUGCCUCUUCCAUUGGACUUUAUAGCUGCCUGGCCCCAUUUGUUCAGAAAAUUCCUUCCUGUAAAUGCAGGACUCCAGACCUACCUCAUUGUCAUAAACGACCCCAAGUACGGAUGUUGUUUCUGGGUGUGUUUUGUGUCUCAAUUAGUUAUGUUUGGGCAGUAUUCAGAAAUGAAGACAAGUGGGCAUGGGUUUUGCAAGAUACUCUAGGAAUUGCCUUUUGCCUUUACAUGUUGAAAACAAUCAGACUGCCAACCUUCAAGGCUUGCACAUUACUGCUGGUGGUUCUGUUUGUAUAUGAUAUUUUCUUUGUCUUCAUUACUCCAUUUCUCACUCAGAGUGGCAAGAGUAUCAUGGUGGAAGUGGCUGCUGGUCCUUCAGAUUUCUCUACGCAUGAGAAGCUCCCAAUGGUACUGAAGGUGCCUCGGUUAAAUUCCUCGCCUUUGGCACUGUGUGACAGACCAUUCUCCCUCCUUGGCUUUGGUGAUGUCUUAAUACCAGGAAUGUUAGUGGCAUACUGCCACAGGUUUGAUAUUCAGGUGCAGACUUCAAGAAUCUACUUUGUAGCUUGCACAGUCGCUUAUGGGAUUGGUCUUCUCAUCACUUUUAUUGCUCUGGCACUGAUGCAGACGGGUCAACCAGCGCUCCUUUACCUGGUCCCAUGCACUCUGAUUACUAGCAUCUGUGUGGCUUGCUGGCGCAAGGAGGUGGCAAUGUUCUGGAGUGGAAGUGGAUUUGCGAGCAAUUCACACGUCACCUCGUGUGUUGCCUCGUCACCUCCAACUGCACCAAAGCUGGGAGAGCUCCACUCAAAGUCGGUAUCUUUAGUUACUGACAAAUGUCCACAGGGUGAUGACAAAUCAACUGCAACUACUCCACACCAUGAAGGAGAAGCCCUGACCACCUCACCAGCAACAUCCAUCAAGGAAAACGAAGCUGAACCUAGUGAGAACUUCCCGACAAAAGAUGAGAUGAGCCAAUCACAUUGCUGAUAAUGUACUCUAAUGCUAUUUUUCAGCGUGCUUACAGUUGGUUUAUAUACAAUGAAAUAGGAGCAGUAUCGCAGCAGAUGAAGGAGUACCCAGGGGGUGUUAAGUUCUCCUCCUAAAUUAUCAUGGCCAUUUGCACUGUACCAAACUAUUCCCAGCUCCCACAAUCAGUGACAGCUAUUCAAUGACCCUACUCAAGCUGCUUGCGUUCUCAAAGCUGACACCACUCAGUAUAGAAUAACCAUUACCUUCCUAAUUCUUAGAAUAAUCAAAUGUUCAUUGUAAGAAUGACUUGUCAGGCAAACAAUAAACUCAUUGCCAUAUCCCCUGCCCCUUCUGCCAUCAACUCUUCACAGCAAAUCUGCAGGCCUGAAGUUUUUUAAAUAAAUAUUUUUGGAGAUGUUAUUCAAUUUAUUCUUUCUGGACAUGAAUAACAAACUACUGAACAAUUUCUCCAACUUACUAGGAUGCUUACUUAAAGAUAGCUACUAUGGUAAGGAAGUUUCUGCAAAAUAACUAUUUCUCCUAAACUGAGUACUCCUAGCUUACAUCCCAUUGAAGAGGAAGAGUUGCACAUGGACUAUUUGUUGGGUAGAUGGCAAGUUUGGAAUAUAGUGAUGGGUAAUAUGAUCACUUAGGUUUAAUCAAAUGUAACAUCAACGUUGGGACUGUGAAUCUGAUGAGCCAUAUUUAUAGCACAGUAACAGUAGGAAUGUACAAUUCCAGCAAGGCUCUUUUGGCCUAUCUGAUCCAGAGUUCAUUAAUGAAACACAAUGUUCACAGCACAAGCAACUUUAGAACCAGAAUGGCUGAUUUACCAUUCCCACACAGCUUCUACAUAAUACCCUUUUUCCUUAGGUUUUCUUUUCUUUCUCCCUUGCCCCUCUCCCCAGCCUUCUCUACGCCAACCCCCUCUUCCCCCUCAAACUCUCUGCAUAAUAAUAACUUCAACUUCUCACUUGCCUGCUUCUGCCUGUGCUUCAUAACUCACAAUGAAGUUAUCUAGCACCAGAAAUAGCACUGAGGUUCCAUCCACUAUCAGUCUGCAGGAGGACUGAUGCUUUCUGUGUUUCUGAAUACCAAUCAUAUUUUGUUCCAAAAUCAUGUGGUCCUCAGAUUUCUUCCCUGGUUUGUUAAUCAUAGACAAAAUCUCUUUUUUGUUAAAUUAUCUGUAGAAUUCCCAGUAGUUCAAGGAUGGAAGUUAAUGCAGACUCAAGGAAUAUUAGAUCAUUUAAAUUUGGAUAUUAGAAUGUUACUCCUUAAUACACCCUCAUAUCUAAUAGAUAUUUAAUUUUUAAACAAAAAUAAAUUAUGUGCCACCCGUUCUGGUAAAAAUUGGUUAGGAAUUUCUCUUUGGUCAAACUCUUCAUAACUUGUUAAACUGAUUGGCCUCAUUUCUAUAGUGGAGCAACUUUAAGAACAAUUUUAAACUAUUCAGGGCAGUUGAACUGGACCUGAUCUACAUGGCAGUGAAGUGAAUUAAAUUUCAUUAGUUUGGAUUGAUAGUUUGUGGGUUGAUGGCGGUUUUAACUUCUCAAAAUUCUUGUAUUUAAGUUGUUUACUUGUACUUGGUAACAAGCUCUGUGCCUGUCACAUAAUUAACUGAGAACAGCAUCAAAAUAUCAUGUAACAUUGUUAAACAGCUUGACUGAUUGAAUGAAAUUUAAAAAUCUCUUGAAAACCUAAAAAAAAUCAUUUAGUCCAAAAAUAGUAGGUUCUGUGGCAUGUUCUCGAUGAAAUUACUGGGAAUCCAUGAAGUUAUCAAAAUCUUGACAUCAUAAUAUGUCAGAAAAUAAAAGCCUAUGUGGGCAGAAAUGAUUAAUCAUGUUUUCUAUGUGUUUAAUACAAAUACAUACAACUAAUAACAUCAGCCAAAAUAAGUAUCUUUGACUAAAGAGCUUUUUUUUAAAAAAAGGUGACUGCGUAGAUUUAAAACCCAAUUUAAAAAAAGGAACAUUCCUUUUAAAUUCUGUAUUAACCUCUCUUUUUACAUGGUGCUCUAAAUUAGGCAAUACCGUGAAAAUGAAUUUUAAGAAUAAAAAUGUGGCUUUUAUUUCUUUAUUUGAAAAUUGUGCAAUAAUAAGCCAAAUCUCUCAACAACCAGUUCCUCCAACAGAAACACAAACAGGAAAAUAAAGUCAACAUUAAACUUCUCUGACCGAUCAAGAGUUUCCUCAAGUUACUGUUGAUGAUUUAUCCCUAGUUAACAGACUGGGCACAAGAUUUAUUUAUUUUCACACAAUGACGCUGCUUGACAUACAUAUGGUACUGAUUCCAAUAAGACGUAUUUUCGUUAUUCUAAAAAAUCAUUUUGUGGAUUAUCAUUUCCAAAUAAAGCAUUUGUAGUUAAAAGAGCACUCUCUUUAAUUCUACUGUGCUAUGUUGAUUUGCCUUCAAUGCAAGAUGGGACCUAUGAUCAAGAAGAGGUUAGGAUAGUAGGCCUCUUGAUUCCGAUUCAUUGAUCCGUGCUGGAAGGAAAAUCCCAAUUUCCCAUUGUUACUUGUCCACGUAGAAUGCAAUUUGUCAAGAAGUACAAGGUAUUGUAUCUUAAGGGGAAAUCAAAACAAAGCACAAUAAAUGAUGUAUUAAAGAGUAUAGAGGCAUUCUCAGGUGUGUCAUAGUGUCAUAACCCUUCAGCCCAACAUG